ACGGGCUCCCCUCUCCGCCGGCUGACUGACCGAUAGUGACCUCAGUCUCCUCCGCAGGCAGCGAUCAACGGGACCGGGAGGAACCGGGGAGGGACCGCUCAAAUAAAAGCCACACCGGGAGCGAUGGCCGCGAUUUUCGGGAAGAUCUUCGUGGGCAUUUACGUGGAGAUUAAGAGGAGCGACGGACGAAUACAUCAGGCCAUGGUCACGUCCCUGCACGAGGACAACGAGAGCGUGACCGUGGAGUGGAUCGAGAGUGGAGACACCAAAGGGAAAGAGAUCGACCUGGAGAGCAUCUUCGCUCUGAAUCCAGACGUGGCCCCAGAUGAGGAGAUCCCACAGAGUCCGGAGGCUCCUCUUCCUCCGUCCAGCGUCGCCAAAACCAGCAAAGUCCCCAAGACCCGACGGAUCACAGCUAUACCCAAACCUGAAAAUGCUCCACGGGAGAAUAGAGCUGCAGCAGUGGGAACCACCCGGGCUCGUCCCAGCCAGCACAGCCAAGCUGCAGAGCCUCCUCCACCCGCCAUCGCCCCCCAGUCGACCCUGAACCAGACGCUGCUGCAGCAGCAGAACGCCCGGAGGAAAUCCAACUGUGUGAAGGAGGUGGAGAAGCUGCAGGAGAAACGAGAAAAGAGACGUCUGCAGCAGCAGGAGCUCCGAGAGAAGAGAGCACAGGAGGUGGACGUUAAUUUACCAAACUACGAGAUCAUGUGUAUGAUCAGAGACUUCAGAGCCAGUCUGGACUACAGGCCUUUAGCCACCAACGACCUGAUCGAGGAACACAGGAUCUGUGUUUGUGUUCGCGCUCGGCCUCUCAACAAGAAAGAGAUCUCAACCAAGGACCUGGACGUGAUCACCAUCCCCAGUAAGGACGUGGUGAUGGUCCACGAGCCCAAGCAGAAGGUCGACCUGACGCGCUACCUGGAAAACCAGACCUUCCGCUUCGACUACGCUUUCGACGAGAACUCCACCAAUGAGAUGGUUUACAGGUUCACCGCUCAGCCGCUGGUCGAGACCAUUUUUGAGAGAGGAAUGGCGACCUGCUUCGCGUACGGACAAACAGGAAGUGGAAAAACACAUACGAUGGGAGGCGACUUUUCAGGAAAGAACCAGGACUGCUCUAAGGGGAUCUAUGCACUUUCUGCCAGAGACGUUUUCCUCAUGCUAAAGAAGCCAAACUAUAAGAAGCUGGAUCUGCAAGUUUUUGCCACAUUUUUCGAGAUUUACAGCGGGAAGGUGUUCGACCUGCUGAACCGCAAAGCUAAGCUACGAGUCCUGGAGGACGGGAAGCAGCAGGUGCAGGUGGUUGGGCUGCAGGAGAGGGAGGUCAAAUGCACGGAGGACGUCCUCAAGCUCAUCGAAGUGGGAAACAGCUGCAGGACGUCCGGUCAGACGUCGGCCAACGCUCACUCCUCCCGGAGUCACGCCGUCUUCCAGAUCAUCCUGCGCCGGCGGGGGAAGAUGCACGGGAAGUUUUCCCUCAUCGACCUGGCGGGGAACGAGAGAGGGGCGGACACGUCCAGCGCCGACCGCCAGACUCGUCUCGAAGGAGCCGAGAUCAACAAGAGCCUCCUGGCGCUGAAGGAGUGCAUCCGAGCUCUGGGCAGAAACAAACCUCACACUCCGUUCAGAGCCAGCAAGUUAACACAAGUACUGAGGGACUCGUUCAUCGGAGAGAACUCCAGAACAUGCAUGAUCGCCACCGUCUCUCCUGGGAUGGCGUCCUGUGAAAACACCCUGAACACGCUGAGAUACGCCAACAGAGUUAAGGAGUUCGGGAUAAGUCCGUCAGAUAUUCCGUUCUCUCAGACCGGAGGUGGAGGAGGUCGAUCCGAGCUCUCGCCGACUUACGAGGUGAAGGAGCUGAACGUGGACCCUGCAGAGCUGAUGGACAGUCAUCAGGGAGGACACGUCACCCAGCUGGAGGUGCUGGAGGCGCAGUGGGGGGUCGGCAGCUCUCCACAGAGGGACGACCUGAAGCUCCUCUGUGAGCAGAACGAGGAAGAAGUUUCUCCGCAGCUCUUCACCUUCCAUGAAGCCGUCUCUCAGCUGGUGGAGAUGGAGGAGCAGGUUCUGGAGGAUCAUCGGGCCGUGUUCCAGGAAUCCAUCCGUUGGCUGGAAGACGAGAAGGUUCUUUUGGAAAUGACGGAGGAGGUGGACUACGACGUGGAAUCAUAUGCAACUCAACUAGAACAAAUCCUGGAUCAGAAGAUCGACAUUCUCACGGAGCUGAGAGAUAAAGUCAAGUCUUUCCGUUGUGCUCUCCAGGAAGAGGAACAAGCGAGCAAACAAAUAACCCCGAAGAGGCCCCGGGCCCUAUAGACACAAACAAAAAGGAAAGAAAGAAACUUCAGCGUAAUGAAGGCGACGUCCUGCUGAUUGAUGAAUUAACUGUGGGUUUCCCUCCUGUACAGGCUGCUUCCCAUCAUCCAUCUGUAAAACAAACCUCUAACGCCCUCCUGUCCAGUGUAUCUAUGAGGUUUCUGUAUGUGUGCCAUGUCACAAGUGCUUCAUGAAGAAAAACAGAAAACAAAAAAAAUAAUUUUUAUAGAAUCAAUCAAAGCUUGUCCUCACUUUGGCCAAUUUUAUAAACAGCUGUUGCCAUUUUGUGCAAAAAAUUUGCAGAGGAAGAUUUUUUUUUUUUUUCCUCCCGUCCUUUCAGCUCCGGGUUCGAACCGGACGCAUCGAGCUUUGUGUGUAAAAUGAGCCACUGUGUGUUUGUGUUGAUACUGUACGUAAAAACCGGUUUGACUGAGACGAAGCCGAUUAAAAAAUUGAGCUAAAGCUUGUGCUGGAAUCAAAAGUGCUCCAGGAAAAAAAACAAAAUGUUUGCAGAUUUUUCAUUUGCCAAAAAUAAAGAAAGGCGACUUCUG
Mugil cephalus (flathead mullet) is the source of this 2873-nucleotide messenger RNA. RefSeq names its product kinesin-like protein KIF2A. The transcript has 21 exons. Gene Ontology annotation, molecular function: microtubule binding; ATP binding; microtubule motor activity. The record is from RefSeq and is a predicted model, not a curated record. Gene Ontology annotation, biological process: microtubule-based movement. The coding region runs from base 124 to 2322 and encodes 732 amino acids. Lineage: Eukaryota; Metazoa; Chordata; Actinopteri; Mugiliformes; Mugilidae.